UAGAAUACAGGUAAAAUAACCUAAUCAUUCAAGCAAUUAAAGAAAUAAAUUGAGUUUUUAUUUUUAUGCACAAGCAAUGCACUUUUCUGAAUAUCAGUACAAUUUACACACAUGUGCUAUAAGUUUUAUACAACAGUGCAUAGCAACACGGUGUUUCGUUCCUUGAAUGAAUCAGUUUUUGAAUGAAUCGAGUGAGCCAGUGAUUCAACCGUCCGUCCAUUCAGAUGGACACUUUCCCUGCGUCCCAGUGUGCACUAUCAACUAGGACUAUCCACCAUAUCUGCCUAAAUAGUAUUGAAAAUGACUAAUAUCACAUAGAAUUUAGGAUGGGAUAGUAUGCACAUUGGGACGCAAGCUUGUUUCGUUUCUAAUUGAAUCAGCCGUUUUGAACGAAUCGAUUUGAAAUCAUUUAUCAAAACGGAAUUUCUUCCACCUACUGGUGGUUUUAUUGUUAUCAUUCUUUAUCCAUGACAGGCAAACACAAAUAUUGUUUAAUUAUCAUUAUUGCCCAAAAUUCCUCAAUUUUAGGCACAAGAAGGGAAAAAAAAGUUUAUGAAUAAUAGUUAAUUUAAUAAGGAAAAUUUUUCAUUAAAUAAAAACAUUUUUAAAAAUUAGACACAUUUUUAAUCAUUACGUAAAAUUUGCUAUAGGACCCAGUGCUGUGAAGAUGAUCUGCGCUCGUUACCGGGAUCUGUGCGUCUGCCCUGUUCGAGGGAGGUGCGCGGGGUGAUUCCUCGAAGGGUGGGGUGGGCAACAAUGCGCGCUGUUGAAUGGUGAGCGCAUAGUGAAUGAAGUUUCAAUGAAGGAGGCAAGGAUGCGCGCGACAGCGCACGCGCCACACCCCCGCCUUCAAUUAAAACAUCUCAGGGUUCGUCUGAGUGCGAGCGAAGAUGGCGACAGAGUGAAAGAGACCACGGAAAGAUGACAAGCCCCCUACAGACAGACAAACACGCACGAGCUCUACACCCCGCCGCCUCAGAGAUGCCCGUGAAUGAGUAAGACUCGGCUGCGUACGAUGUGUUGUCAAGGAGAUGCGGGGUAGGUGAUGGAGUCUCGCGGCAUGUGCUUCAUCAUGCACUGUCUCGGUAAUUCAGACGCAGGUGUUUGCAGUGCAGCUUAAUUUUGAGCAGCAGGUGAAAGGGAUGCUUCGAGCCAUCAUGUAAACGUCGCGGUGGAGAAUAUUGCGGAGGAGACCCGCCCGUGUGAGCUCGCGCUUUGUCUCCCCCUCUAAAAUAUGAUCACGGGCGCCUGGCGGUGUGGAAGGAAACUUGACGCCGAGUUAGAAAUCUGUCGCGUGCCCGAACCCAUCGACAAACCGUGCGCGGAGCCGGAGAAGGUGCAGAGAUGGCGCAUGAGCCUGGCGUCGCUGCUCUUUUUCACGGCGCUGUUAUCCGAUCACCUCUGGCUCUGCGCGGGAGGCAAGCUCCGCUCGAGAGACCGGACUCACCGGAGGACGUGGAGCAACGCGAGUCACGACGCCCAGACGGGCCUUCGCGAUGAGGACUGCGGGGUCCUCUUGAGCAACCUGACAGAAAACGGACCAGAGUGCGUGGAGGCUGACGCGCGGCGCCGCGCACCUCUGGAGUCUGCGUGCUCUACGCUUUACCGGCAAAAGAGUGGUUUGGUGAGCUCCUCCUAUUCUGUACCGGUUCCCACGGUGUCGCCACACGCGUUUUUGGAGUACUUCCGGAACUUCAGCUUGUCCUUUUGCGACGUGCUCACAAUAGCGGACCUACUGGAGAGCAUGACCACUCCUGACGGGAUCAACUGCAGUCUGACGCUUGUCAUUCGUGACCUGUUCAGCGGCGGACCGGAGGACGGGGACCUGUGCAGCGCUUGUGUUCAUGCGUACAUCCGACUCGACCAACACGCUCAGGAAAAAUAUGAGGAGUUUCAGGACCUUACGCGCAAAUACAUGGCGGAUGACUACUCAGUGCGCGCGCAAACACACCUGUGUCAGGCAGUGUAUAAAGCCUGGCUUUGUGCAGAAUAUUUUCCGGUUCCCCAGCGACAGUGUUUGAGGUGGCUCCCAUGCAGGCAGUACUGUGGUGAGGUCACAGCCAGCUGCCCCUUCAUCCUACCUGACAAUGACCAUCUGCUGUAUGCCGGUCUGCCAAGCUUUCUCUGUGCAGGGUUUCAAGAGGAGUAUUUGAGCAGUCAGGGUCCAGACUGCUGUGAUGUCAGAUGGAGUGGGUGUGACUCCACUGUAGGCGCAGCAUGUGCUCUGACACGCCUCCCGGGCUCCUUCUCUUUGCAUAGGAGGUUAUCUUCAGGAGCGGUGUCAUGUACAAAUCGUCUUCAUGGCAGUAAAUUGAAACUGUGUGUGCUUGUUCUCUUCUUACUACACACUGUUAUCUCCAUAACAACAUUGCAGCAUUGCAGCACUGGCUCCUUGGAGGCAAUAGUACCUCUAGAAGACGUUCCCAUGAGGGAGGAGUAAGAGACUGGAACAUCUCCCUCUUUAUUGGAAGACGCACACGCUGUGAAAGAGUUUUUGUCUGCUGUGCAUGAGACAACCCUUACCAAAUGCCUGGAAAACACAGGAAGUCUUACAACCGCUGAAGCGCCUGUGUCUGUCUUUUUGAGGGUUGGAAUAUCUGGCUUGAUAUGAGCGUGCAUGUAUCUGUGUGUGUGUUUGUGUGAGUGAGUGAAUGAAUGUUUUUAACUGUUUUUCAGUGUUUUGUUUGUUUGAUCAGGACUAACUAAACAUGUUAAAACACGGUUCAUGAAUGACAAUCUUGUUUUGUUUUAGGCAACAUUCUUGGAAACAAAAAUGAAUGAAUGAAGAAUUGAUGGAUGACAUUGUUACAUUUCUCCUCUAAUAAAACCAACACUAUUGAAGACA
Molecule: messenger RNA, 2845 nt
Organism: Cyprinus carpio (common carp)
Lineage: Eukaryota; Metazoa; Chordata; Actinopteri; Cypriniformes; Cyprinidae
Product: NALCN channel auxiliary factor 2
Biological process (GO): calcium ion import across plasma membrane
Cellular component (GO): plasma membrane
Molecular function (GO): stretch-activated, monoatomic cation-selective, calcium channel activity
Source: RefSeq, a predicted model, not a curated record